Molecule: messenger RNA, 3705 nt
Organism: Andrographis paniculata
Lineage: Eukaryota; Viridiplantae; Streptophyta; Magnoliopsida; Lamiales; Acanthaceae
Exons: 2
Coding region: 37-3705 (1222 amino acids)
Biological process (GO): DNA integration
Molecular function (GO): RNA-DNA hybrid ribonuclease activity; nucleic acid binding
Source: RefSeq, a predicted model, not a curated record
CAGACAACCCAAGGUUCGAGGGCUGGUCUUGGGUACAUGCCACAAGCUCCCGUACGCAUCGCUAUCAAAAGGGCUGCAAAUCAUCAUAUCACCGAAAGCGAGACUUUGUCUUCCAAUUCACCUCAAAAGGGGAAGAAUGCAAGAGUAUCGGUUUUCGAGAGGCUAAAACCUUCUGUCUUCACAAGGUUAGGACCAAAGAUCAAUAAAGAGAAAAACAAGACGAAUUCCACAUCAACAAAAUAUGUGGAGAUGGAUGAAGAAAUCAAGAGCCGCUUUCCAUCCCGCAUGACGCGUCAAACAAAAAUGACGAUACAUUGCGGUAAAGUUUUAAAGGCUAAAUGGCAAACCGUUGUCUUCACCAAACCCAAAGAAGAUAAUGAAGAAAGUGUUGCAUCAUCCUGCUACAUCACUGAAGGGGGAGAAGAAACAAUGAUUGAAGAAGAUGCAGGAAAUGCACCCGCCGCGCUUGAAGAAGGGAUCAAAGCUGCAGUGGACGAGUUAGAAGAAGUCAACUUGGGAAAUGAAGAUCACCCAAGACCUGUCUAUGUCAACAAAGAGCUGGGUGAGGAUGAUAUGAAUGCCUACAUCCGACUUCUCAACGAAUUCCAAGAUGUCUUCGCUUGGUCAUAUAAAGAAAUGCCCGGCUUAGACCCGAAAGUUGCGGUCCACCAUCUAGGUGUGAAGAAAGGAGCUCGCUCUGUGAAGCAAGCGCAACGAAGAUUCCGUCCUGAACUCAUCCCUCAAAUUGAAAAUGAAGUCAACAAACUCAUUGAAGUGGGGUUCAUCCGGGAAGUCAAAUACCCCCAAUGGAUUUCCAACAUCGUGCCUGUAAAGAAAAAGAAUGGACAAAUCCGAGUUUGUGUGGAUUUCCGAGAUUUAAACGAAGCAUGCCCAAAAGAUGAUUUUCCUUUACCCAUAACUGAAUUGAUGAUUGAUGCAACGACAGGACAUGAAGCGCUUUCUUUUAUGGAUGGAUCAUCUGGAUAUAACCAAAUUCGUAUGGCACCUGAAGACGAAGAGUUAACCGCCUUUCGUACACCGAAAGGUAUCUACUGUUACAAAGUUAUGCCUUUCGGAUUGAAAAAUGCUGGGGCAACCUACCAAAGAGCAAUGCAAAAGAUCUUUGAUGACAUGCUACACAAAAAUGUAGAGUGCUAUGUUGACGACUUGGUUGUCAAAUCCAAGAGAAAAGAAGAUCACCUGCAAGACUUAAGAAAGAUUUUUGAAAGGUUGAGGCGCUACCAAUUAAAAAUGAAUCCUCUCAAGUGCGCUUUUGGAGUCACCUCCGGAAAAUUCCUCGGAUUCAUUGUCCAUAGUCGUGGAAUUGAGAUUGAACAGGCAAAGAUAGAUGCCAUCACAAAAAUGCCUGAGCCUCGUAACAUCCACGAGCUAAAAAGCUUACAAGGAAAAUUAGCAUAUAUAAGAAGAUUUAUCUCUAACCUCGCUGGACGAUGUCAACCUUUCAGCCGAAUCAUGAAGAAGGGAGUGCCUUUCCAUUGGGAUGAAGCAUGCAAGAAGGCAUUCCAAAGUAUCAAAGACUACUUGACAAAGCCACCAGUGCUGACAGCCCCAAUUCCUGGACAUCCGUUGACGCUUUACAUCGCUGCACAAGAGCGUUCAGUUGGAGCCUUGUUAGCACAGGAAGCCAAUAAAGGGAAAGAAAAUGCCCUUUACUACCUCAGCAGAAUGAUGACACCAAAUGAACUAAACUAUUCACCGGUGGAAAAGAUAUGCUUGGCGCUCAUCUUCGCCAUAAAAAAGUUGAAGCAUUACUUCCAAGCGCACACUAUCCGGUUGGUGUCCAAAGCAAAUCCCUUGAAAUAUGUCAUGUCAAAGCCUGUCCUUUCUGAUCGACUCGCGAGGUGGUACCUGCAGCUGCAACAAUUCGAAAUCAUAUAUGUACCACAGAAAGCUGUAAAAGGACAAAUAUUGGCUGACUUCCUUGCUGAUCAUCCCAUCCCCGCUGAGUGGGAGUUGUCUGACGACUUCCCUGAUGAAGACGCGCUUUUUCUCGAAAUCACCCCACCAUGGAAAAUGUAUUUUGACGGCUCAUCACACAAAAAUGGAGCUGGAGCCGGAGUAAUAUUUGUCACAUCACAAGGAGAAGUCCUUCCAUACUCUUUUGCCUUAAAAGAAAAGUGUUCAAAUAAUGUGGCUGAGUAUCAAGCACUCAUCCUCGGCCUAAAAAUGGCGGUAGAUAUCAAGCAACGCCAACUUCAAGUAUACGGGGAUUCCAAGCUGGUUGUAAAUCAAAUCACUGGAGAGUUUGAAGUGAAGAAACCAGAACUAAUGCCUUACUUAAAGUAUGCUAAGGCACUCAUUGAGUUACUCGGGGAUGUCUCUAUUGAAUAUGUCCCAAGGAAAGAGAAUGGGCAAGCUGACGCUCUGGCUAAAUUGGCAUCGACUCUAUCCAUCCCGGAUCAACAGGUGUAUAUUCCGAUACGCAAAGUUUGGGUGGAUUCCUGCAAGUAUGAAGAAGAAGAAUGUGUUGAAAAAGAACUCCCGAGUGACCCGCGCAGACGAGCAGAUAUCCGAAGAAGAGCUGCACGCUACGCCUACUUCAACGGCAUACUCUAUCGUCGGUCGUUCGAGAACAUGUUCCUUCGAUGCCUCGGCAAUCAUCAAGCCAAACAAGCUAUGGAGGAAACUCAUGCCGGAAUCUGUGGAGCUCAUCAAGCUGGCCCAAAGUUACACUUCCGAAUAAAGAGGAUGGGGUAUUAUUGGCCAACCAUGGUUAAAGACUGUAUAGAAUUCGCACGGAGCUGCCAACCGUGUCAAUUCCAUGCUAACUUUAUCAAUCAACCACCGGAACCAUUGCACCCAACUAUUGCUUCGUGGCCAUUCGAUACCUGGGGCAUGGACGUUGUAGGACCACUCACAAAGUCGUCCGCUGGACAUCUCUAUAUCUUGGCCGCAACAGACUACUUCUCCAAAUGGGCAGAAGCAGUUCCUUUGAAAGAAGUCAAAAAGGAGACGGUAGCUGACUUCAUACGAGUCAACAUCAUUUACCGUUAUGGAGUUCCUCGGUGUAUCAUCACUGAUAAUGGAAGAUCUUUUGCCAAUACUCACAUCGACAAGCUUUGUGAAAAGUUUGGCUUUCAACAAAAGAAGUCCUCAAUGUAUUAUGCACCGGCAAAUGGACUCGCAGAGGCAUUCAAUAAAACACUUUGUAACUUGCUGAAAAAGGUUGUCUCCAAAUCAAAAAGAGAUUGGCAUGACCGCAUUGGUGAAGCUUUGUGGGCCUAUCGUACUACAUUCCGCACUCCAACACAAGCGACACCAUACUCACUUGUAUAUGGGGUCGAAGCUGUCCUCCCAUUGGAAAGACAAAUUCCUUCACUAAGGAUCGCUCUCCAGGAAGAAUUGACGACCGAAGAAAAUGUCAGAUUAAGACUCGAAGAGCUAGAGGCUCUCGACGAGAAAAGACUACAAGCUCAACAAAGACUGGAGUGUUAUCAAGCACGAUUGUCUCGAGCUUACAAUAAAAAAGUCAAAUCACGAUCCUUUCAAAUCGGGGACUUGGUUCUUGCUGUGAGAAGGCCCAUUGUGAUCAACUUUCGUUCGGGAAAUAAAUUUUUAUCCAAGUGGGAUGGACCCUACGUCGUCACUCAGGUUUACACAAAUGGUGCAUACAAGUUGACAUCUCAAGACGGACUCCGGAUAGGGCCAAUCAACGGGAGGUUCCUCAAAAGAUAUUAUGCGUGA